Mollisia scopiformis is the source of this 579-nucleotide messenger RNA. RefSeq lists its product as uncharacterized. NCBI's taxonomy places the organism in Eukaryota, Fungi, Ascomycota, Leotiomycetes, Helotiales, Mollisiaceae. The record is from RefSeq and is a predicted model, not a curated record. The transcript has a single exon. The coding region runs from base 157 to 579 and encodes 140 amino acids.
UUUCCUAGGCUCUAGAGUAUCACUUCAACACUCCAAACGUUCUCAAACUCUACCUCUAAGUCUCCUACCACAUCGUCGAACUUGGCUUCCGAAUAAUUAUCUUCUCGAUCAAAAGUCUAUCUCCAAACAUACAACUAAGUUUCCACCGGGUCCGAGAUGCCACCAGCAUGGGGAAAGGACGAAAUUAAGGAUCUCCAAGAUUUCCGUAAACAAAAGGACGAUAUUCGUUGGUUAGUCGGCCAAAUGAACAAUCGGCCCAGCAAAGACCGCAUUUACACUGCUAGCACGAUUAGAAAUCAACUUGAAAACAUUGACUUCGACGACUGGCUUUCAAGACAGGCGGGUCAGGCAGGAGAGUCAAGUCGGGCUAGAGAGACAAGCCAGGCGGGAUACGGAGGACAAUCAGGAUACACAGCACAGGCAGGAAACCCAGCAUCGUCAGGAGGACAAUCGGAUUACGCAAAUCAAGGAGAGCAGUCAGGGUAUGGAGAGCUGGGAGAGCAGAGGCAGCGUCAAUAUGCUUGGCAACCACCUCAACCCGAUGGACCCCCCAAGAGUUGGGGUCCAGGGCCAUGUUGA